This is a messenger RNA of Cervus elaphus (red deer), 2658 nucleotides long. It is a transcript of the gene DENND1C, whose product is annotated as DENN domain containing 1C. The record is from RefSeq and is a predicted model, not a curated record. Lineage: Eukaryota; Metazoa; Chordata; Mammalia; Artiodactyla; Cervidae. The coding region runs from base 93 to 2600 and encodes 835 amino acids. Gene Ontology annotation, cellular component: intracellular membrane-bounded organelle; cytosol. The transcript has 22 exons. Gene Ontology annotation, molecular function: guanyl-nucleotide exchange factor activity; phosphatidylinositol phosphate binding. Gene Ontology annotation, biological process: endocytosis; endocytic recycling.
AAGCUGAGACGGCUCAGGGCCCAGCCCCGAGAAAGCACAGGCCCCCAGGACCCCUGGGGAAAGGGUCCUGCUGGGCCAGCCCUCCAGGGACCAUGGGAUCCACAGCCGAAGGGGGUCCCCCUGCCCUGUUUGAUUGGUUCUUCGAAGCAGCCUACCCUGCCUCCCUGCAGGAAGAUCCCCCCAUCCUGCGGCAGUUCCCCCCAGACUUCCAGGACCAGGAAUCUAUGCAGAUGGUGCCUAAAUUCUGCUUCCCUUUUGAUGUGGAAAGGGAGCCCCCCAGCACCGCCGUGCAGCAUUUCACCUUCGCGCUCACGGAUCUGACCGGCACUCGAAGGUUUGGUUUCUGCCGCCUGCGGGCUGGUGCUCUCAGCUGUGUCUGUAUCCUCAGCCACCUGCCUUGGUUUGAGGUGUUCUACAAGGUGCUGAACACAGUGGGGGACCUCCUGGCCCAAGACCAAGUCUCAGAGGUGGAUGAACUUCUUCUGAAUCUGCUGCAGCAGCCCCUUCCUGGGACCCAGGCAUCAUUAGGUCUAGAGCUGGGCAGUGGACUGAAGAUUGCCAGUGCACAAGGCCUGCAGCCCCCUGUCCCUGGGAAGAACAUGUCGCUGUCCUGCUUCGUGGCCCCCGACUCCGGCCGCCUGCCAUCCAUUCCUGAGAACAGGAACCUAACGGAGCUGGUGGUGGCGGUGACCGACGAGAACAUCGUGGGACUGUUCGCCGCCCUCUUGGCAGAGCGAAGGGUCCUGCUCACGUCUAGCAAACUGAGCACACUGACCUCCUGUGUCCACGCGUCCUGCGCUCUCCUGUAUCCCAUGCACUGGGAGCACGUGCUGAUUCCCACGCUGCCGCCGCAUUUACUGGACUACUGCUGCGCGCCUAUGCCCUACCUCAUCGGAGUGCAUGCCAGUCUCGCUGAGAGAGUGCGGGAGAAAGCCCUGGAGGACGUCGUGAUGAUGAACUUGGACUCCAAUACUUUGGAGACACCUUUCGACGACGUGCAGGCCCUGCCCCCAGACGUGGUGUCUCUACUGAGGCUGCGGCUAAGGAAGGUCGCGCUGGCCCCUGGGGAAGGGGUGUCCCGUCUCUUCCUCAAAGCCCAGGCCCUGCUCUUCGGAGGGUACCGCGAUGCCCUCGUCUGCAGCCCGGGCCAGCCUGUCACCUUCAGUGAAGAAGCCUUCUUGGCCCAGAAACCUGGGGCGCCGCUGCAGGCCUUCCACCGGCGGGCUGUCCACCUGCAGCUAUUCAAACAGUUCAUCGAAGGCCGACUGGAGAAGCUGAACACAGGUGAAGGCUUCUCAGACCUCUUCGAGCAGGAGAUCACUUGUAGUGGGGCCUCCUCAGGGACACUCCGCUCCUACCAGCUUUGGGCAGACAACCUGAAGAAAGGGGGUGGUGCCCUUCUGCACUCCGUCAAGGCCAAGACCCAACCAGCUGUCAGGAACAUGUACCGCUCGGCGAAGAGCGGCUUGAAGGGUGUGCAGAGUCUUCUCAUGUACAAGGAAGGGGACUCUGGCCUGCAGAGAGGGGGCUCCUUGAGGGCCCCUUCUCUCACCAGCCGCUCAGAUCGCCUGCAGCAGCGCCUGCCUAUCACCCAGCACUUUGGACAGAACCGGCCCCUUCGCCCUAGGAGUCGUCCUAGCAGGAGACUCAGGCUGGAAGAGAAACCUUCUGAGUCCCUGGAAGAGAGGACACCCCCCCUGAGCCCAGAGGAUGCUCAGGACCCAUGGGCAGAGGAAGCGCUAGACGGCAGCUUCCUGGGGUCUGGAGAAGAACUGGAUCUGCUAAGUGAGAUAUUGGACAGCCUGAGCACGAGAGCCAUGCGGACCAGUAGCCUGCGGCCCAGCCAGAGUUUAGACUGCUGCCACAGAGAAGACUUGGACAGCUGCCUCAGCCUGGUGAGACCCCCACUCCCUGGCCCCCAAGUCCUUCCCCAUUUGUCCAUCCAACCUGCCAGCACCUGCUUCAUCCAAAAGCCAGCAACCUGCCCAUCUCCCGUCCCCACCCAGCCUGACAUACCGGGAAGAUCAAGUUGGCAAGCGGAUGACGACAAACUGCCAGAGCCCCAGUCCCUGUCCCUGCUGCCUCUGCACAACCCCCAGCCUUCAGAUGCCACAAGCUCCGGGAAGCACCCCACUUGCCAACUGCCCUCAGAGGCCAGCCCAGAAAUCGAGUCUCCAUCCCAGUCUUUGACAGUUUCUGCAGACCCCAGCAGCAAAGAGGACCCUGGAUCGUCUCCCACAGAGCCCCAGCCUCUCCGCUUCUCCCCUCCCCAUGAAGCAACUGAAGAAUCCACAGCCCAGGAGGACCCCUGCUCCCAGCUCUUGGCAGCACCCAGCCAGCCCAGCCCUCCAGAAAGCCCCCAACCUGAGCCCAACUUGGGUGUUACCUGGACAUCCCAAGCCCUUGAUUCUUUCUCGGAUCCGGGUUCUCCAGAGAACCCCAGAGCCUCACCUUCAGAGGGCCUGCUCGCAGUUCACCUCCAGCCCCUCGAGGAGCCAGAAGCCCCCAGGUCACCAGCUGCACCUGCAAGCAACUGGCAGGAACCCCAGGCCAGGAGCGGACCCAGAGUCGCUGAGCUUAAAAAGUGUUUUGAAGUUUAAGGACCAAGGGUCUGGGAGAGACUCUGGCCCCUUGUUAAUAAAGCCUCAAGAGCCCAAA